GGACCGAAAAAAUGGAGCUGAUGUCGAGAAUGGAAAGGCUUGCAGUACUACAACACCGAGCCCGGUGGUCCACGAAGCGGGAUCAAAUCAAGGCGGUCUAAACGACCGAAACGGUCCGGGAAGCCGAGGUGGAACAGGAAUACGAGUUUUAAAGCGCAACAUGAAACGGAACGGAAGCCGGAGUUGUGUAACUCGGAAAACUCGUUUUGGUUCGCGGGAGCGAGACUGGCUGAAGGGUGAUGCUCAGCGAGGCUGUGUUUGCCUGUAUGGAGCCUCUGACAUUCAGCUUUCAUCAUCUGGUCCCCAGGCCUCGUCCACAUCUCAGCCUGACCUACGACUGGUUCUCUGUUCCACUAGCACCACAGUGGAGGAGCUGUGUGCCCAGAGGGAGGUCCAGGGCCUGUAUCUACAGCUGCAUGGGGACCUGCUCAGGAGGCUGGACCCCUCUGAGCGCCCCCUACAGAUGGUGUACGACUACUUGACUACAUUGGGCUAUGAGGAUCUGCUCAGGGUCCAGCACGAAGCCGCCAACUCAGACCUCAGCUGCAUGAUCCGAUUCUACAGUGAAAAGCCAGUGAACGCGGAUCAGCAGGAACGCACUCUGCUGAAGGGAGUAUUCAGUGUCAGAAAGGGAAAGACGCAGCUGCACAAGUGGGCGGAGCGGCAGGUCAUACUUUGUGGCACCUGCCUGAUCGUAGCCUCCGUUAAGGACAGCCUCACGGGCAAAAUGCACAUCCUGCCCCUGGUAGGGGGGAAGGUGGAAGAAGUGAAAAGAAGACAACACUGUUUGAUGUUCAGCUCAGCGGGGCCCCAGGCUCAAACUUACUAUGUGAACUUUGACACUUUGGCUGAUCACCAGAGGUGGCAACGGCAGGCAUCCAAGAUGGUUUCUCAGACCAUCAGCUUGGUGGAUUUAUCAUGCUACAGUCUGGAACAGGUGCCGGAAUACCUUUUCUACAGCCAGGAUGUCACUAAUCUUAACCUACGUCAUAAUUUUAUGAGACUGGAUGGUCCUGGAGGACUGCUCAACCUGCCCAGGUUUUCACAGCUGAGGAGUUUAAAUCUCUCCCACAAUCGCCUCGGAGUGUUCCCAGAGUCAGUGUGCGAGAUUCUCACGCUUACUGAGCUCAACCUUUCCUGCAAUGGCCUCAGCUCUGUCCCUGUACAAAUCGGCAAUCUUCAGAGCUUACAGACCCUUUCUCUGGAUGGAAAUCACUUGAGCUCUCUGCCUGAGGAGCUGGGUGGCCUAGAACAGCUCAGCAGCUUGGGGCUUUCCUUCAACAACUUCCCUCACAUUCCCAGUGUGCUCGAGAGAGUCGUUGCUAUGGACAAGCUGGCUAUGGCAGGGAACAGGGUGGAGUCUCUGGAGCUUGGCAGCUUGGUUCGAAUGAGUAACCUAAAGAGCAUUGACCUAAGAUUGAACGGGCUCAGUUGUGUUAAAAGUGCAACUCUUGAGCCAGUGAAGCAGCUAACUCACCUGGAUCUGAGAGACAACUGUUUGACCUCUCUGGACCUCAGUUCUGUCUGCAAUCUGGAAACCCUGCACUGCCAGCGUAACCAACUGGGGGCGCUGACUCUGAGUGGCUUUACGUUACGCACACUCCAUGCCAACAGCAACCGUCUGGCUACGGUGAACAUUUACCCAGUUCCCAGUCAGCUGACUCAUAUGGACUUGUCAUGGAAUCUUCUAGAAUACCUUCCGGACUGGGUUUGCGACAGCAGGAAAAUUGAGGUGCUGGAUGUUUCUCAUAAUCACCUGUAUGAGCUGCCAGCCAGACUGCUCAGCAGCUUGAGUCUAAGGAAAUUGCUAGCUGGCAACAAUCAGCUACAGAAACUGCCUGACCUACUUGACCACAUCCCUCUGGAAGCACUCGACCUGCAGCACAACAAGCUAGCCGAACUCCCAGAGAGCUUCUUCUACAAGGCCUUAAAUUUAAAGUACCUGAAUGUGUCUGCCAACGCUCUGGAGACAAUCCCUCCCAGCAGCCAAUCAGAGGAAAGUCUGAGUACUCUCCAAGAACUGUACCUAACGGGAAAUAACCUGAAUGAGAACUGUGCUGCCCUCCUGGUGGGGCAUCAGAACCUGAGGGUCCUACACAUUGCCUAUAACCAGUUGAUGUCCUUCCCUGCCAGUAAGCUUAGUAAGCUGGAGCUGUUGGAAGAGCUGAAUCUAAGUGGUAAUAAACUGAAGACCAUCCCCUCUACUGUGUCCAGCUGUAAGAGACUACAUUCCCUCAUUGCACACUCUAACCAUAUCAGCGUCUUCCCUGAGGUCCUCAACCUGCCUGAGAUUAAGCUGGUAGAUGUUAGCUGUAAUGAGCUGACUGAGAUCAUGCUUCCAGACUCUCUCCCGGCCACGCUGCAGGAGCUUGACCUGACAGGCAACAGCAACCUCAUGCUCGAGCACAAAACCCUCAACCUGUUCAGUCAUAUUACAACCCUGAAGCUAGACCAGAAACCAGUUAAUACUGCAGGAGACUCGCAGAGCUUGUCCACUUUCUGGGAACAUGGAUAUGCCGAGAUGAGCGGCCAGCGGAACAAGCUGUGUGUGUCAGUUCUGGCAGUUGAUCGCUUUGGAGACAGCGUUGAAGCAGCCUAUGGGAUCUUUGAUGGCGACCGUAAUGAAGAGGUGCCUCGUCUGCUACAGUGUACCAUGGGAGAUGUCCUGUCAGAAGAGAUCCAACACACUAGUGUGGACAGUGUGUACAUGUGUAACACUUUCCUUACCUCACACAGGAAGCUUGGCAUGGCAGGGCAAAAGCUUGGAGCUUCGGCUUUACUCUGCUACAUCCACCAUGAGCCAUCCGAGCCUGGAGGUUACUUCAGUCUGACUGUGGCCAACGUGGGCACUUGCCAGGCUCUGUUGUGUCGAAAUGGGCAGCCUUUGCCCCUGUCAAAGGUCUUCAGUCUAGAGCAGAGUGCCGAGGAGAUGGAGCGGGUCAAACUGGCCAAGGCUAUCAUCACUGAGGAUAACAAGGUUAGUGGGGUGACUUGCAGCUCUCGCCUUCUUGGCUGUUCUUAUUUGUACCCUUGGGUGCUGCCCAAACCUUGGGUGCACACAGAGCCCCUGUGUUCCCAAGAUGAGUUCCUGAUUCUGGGGAACAGGGCACUCUUCCAGAAAUUGUCCUACCAAGAGGCUGUGAGUACUGUGCUUGCUGUCAGAGAUCCCCGGGCUGCUGCCAAAAAACUCUGCACACUUGCCCAGAGUUACGGUUGCCGGGAUAACGUGGGAGCGGUGGUGGUGGCCUUGCACAUUGGAGUUGACAGCUGCACCUGUGAGCAUCCUCUGUCCACCUCUGAGGGCAAAGGGCCAUCUGCUCCAACCCCCGUGCCCAUUUCUGUGCCCUCUAGCGACCUGGCCACACCUUCCUCCAGCAGUGGAAUUGCCUCAGAAUUCAACAGCGAGACAUCUGCGUCAGAGGUAGGCAGUGAGGCAGGAUCAACAGCCUCUGAUGAGCAUCCCUCCUCUGGCCCAAACGCCCGGCCUGAGCGACGUUGCAGCCUUCAUCCAGUUGCCACUCUGCACAGCAGUGGGGGUCCAGGUAGCCUGGGGUCAGGGACCCACCCAGGUCUGUUCCAGCGGCAGCCCUCCUCAGCCACAUUCUCCAGCAAUCAAUCUGACAAUGGGCUGGAUAGUGAUGAUGAGACCCCAUUACAGGGUGUGAUAUCUAAUGGUAGUAAGCUGGAGGUUGAAGUAGACAUCCAUUGUUGUGCUUUUCAGCUGCGCUCUGGACCCCCUGAGAGUCCCAAGGACCACGACCUUCGUAGUGAGUCUCGGAACUCAGACUACAGCAACAGUAAGAUGCGUCGGCAAAACAGUGUGGUGGUGUCAGCCACCAAUGGCUGCCUUCUGGCUGUAUGUGGAAGAGAGAUCUCUGACCUGAAAAAGUCACCUUCCACCUCUAGCCUCUUUGGUAAGAAGCUCUCCAAUGGCUCAGUGGUAGCCCCAGAGGACAGCCACAACCUCAUUGAGGUAGCUUUGGAAGCUCCAAAGAAGAAAUCUGGUUAUUUUGCAGCCCCUGCUCAGCAAGACCCAGAGGACCAGCUAGUUGUUCCCCCAAAUCUUGAACAAGACGUUAGAGAGCAACUGAGAGGUCAGAGUCCUGUGGUGCUGGGACCACCACCUUCUGAAAUGCCUCUGUCCAUUAGGGACCCAGACUGGGGACAUCCUCAUACCCCUGCUCCAGGCUUCCCUCCACGAGACCUUCCUCCUACCACAGCUCUUCAGCAGGAAGUCUAUGACACUGCCCUGUAGA
Chanos chanos (milkfish) is the source of this 4256-nucleotide messenger RNA. It is a transcript of the gene phlpp2, whose product is annotated as PH domain and leucine rich repeat protein phosphatase 2. The transcript has 19 exons. Gene Ontology annotation, cellular component: cytoplasm. Gene Ontology annotation, molecular function: protein binding. Lineage: Eukaryota; Metazoa; Chordata; Actinopteri; Gonorynchiformes; Chanidae. Bases 161 to 4255 code for a protein of 1364 amino acids. The record is from RefSeq and is a predicted model, not a curated record.